AUGACUCCAGAUGAAGUAAUGUGCAGGGCCUUCCCAACAACGCUGAAAGGCGCAGCCAGGGUGUGGUUCGCCAAGCAACCCUUAGGAAUUAUUGCCAACUUUGAGCAGCUCAGCAAGGGUUUUGUUUGUCACUUCAUUGGAGGACAACGACACAAGAAGCCAAUUGGACAUCUUCUUAACAUCUGCCAAGCAGAGGGAGAAUCGUUGAGGCAAUAUGUGACGCACUUCAAUAAAGAGUUGCUGCAAGUGGAUGAAGCAGAAGAUCAAGUCAUCCUAAUGACCUUCCAAGCAGGGUUACUACUAAGAUAUUUCUUUUUCUCAAUCACCAAGAGUCCACCAAAAAUAGUGGCAGAGCUACUUCACAAAGCCCAGAAGUAUAUGAAUGCAGAGGACAUAGUGACUGCUAAAGGAGUGAUGACUAAAAGGAAAUGGGACAAAGGAACUAGUCAUAACCCUGAUAGGAAGAAUGAGGCACGAAGCAUUGGACAUGUAGCAGACAAAAAGAAGAACCUCCAAGAUCGAAGAUCUAAGUUUACUAGCUUCACUUCCCUAGUGAUGCCUAUCGAGCAAGUAUUGAUGCAAAUAAAAGACGAACCUUCUCUGCAAUGGCCCAGACCCAUUUACCAACAAAAGUAA
Molecule: messenger RNA, 636 nt
Organism: Quercus lobata
Lineage: Eukaryota; Viridiplantae; Streptophyta; Magnoliopsida; Fagales; Fagaceae
Exons: 1
Coding region: 1-636 (211 amino acids)
Source: RefSeq, a predicted model, not a curated record